Molecule: messenger RNA, 2989 nt
Organism: Choloepus didactylus (southern two-toed sloth)
Lineage: Eukaryota; Metazoa; Chordata; Mammalia; Pilosa; Megalonychidae
Gene: TAAR1
Product: trace amine associated receptor 1
Exons: 2
Coding region: 280-1299 (339 amino acids)
Biological process (GO): G protein-coupled receptor signaling pathway
Cellular component (GO): membrane
Molecular function (GO): trace-amine receptor activity
Source: RefSeq, a predicted model, not a curated record
ACAAGGCAUACAAAGUUUUCCAAUAACUUUUUCAUUUGCCAUUAAUCUAAUCUUCUAAAAUUGAACAGCAGGUUUUCUUUUCCACCUUCCCUUACUUUUUGGGGGGACCCUAGUUCAUGCUGCGAUUUCAUGCUGAGAGUUCCUAUUCAGUACGGCAUCAGGUUUCUGGAAUAAGCAUAUGAAAAUGAGAGGAGAAUGAACUCUAACCUAAUUAUGGAUUCUGGAGAAAGAUUCCACAGCACACGAAGAAGAGAAUAACCUGGUAGAUGGCCCUCGGGAAUGAUGUCCUUUUGCCACGAUAUAAUUAACAUUUCCUGUGUGAAAAGCAGCUGGUCCAAUAACUUCCGAGCUUCUCUAUACAGUUUAAUGGUGCUAGUAAUUUUGACCACACUGGUUGGCAAUCUGAUCGUUAUUAUUUCCAUAGCACACUUCAAGCAACUCCAUACCCCAACCAACUGGCUCAUUCAUUCCAUGGCCACCGUGGACUUUCUGCUAGGGUGCUUGGUCAUGCCUUAUAGCAUGGUGAGGUCUGUUGAGCAGUGCUGGUAUUUUGGAGAAGUCUUCUGUAAAAUUCACACCAGCGCUGAUAUUAUGCUGAGCUCAGCGUCCAUUUUCCACUUGUCCUUCAUUUCCAUUGACCGCUACUAUGCUGUGUGCGAUCCAUUGAGAUACAAAGCCAGGAUCAGUAUCUUGGUUAUCUCCGUGAUGAUCUUCAUUGGUUGGGGUGUCCCUGCUCUUUUUGCAUUUGGCAUGAUCUUUCUGGAGCUAAACCUCAAAGGAGCUGAAGAGAUGUAUUACAAGCACGUUCACUGUGUAGGGACCUGCUCUGUCUUCUUUAGCAAAUCAUCUGGGGUAUUGGCCUUCAUGACUUCCUUCUAUGUGCCUGGAUCUAUUAUGUUGUGUAUCUAUUUUAGAAUAUAUUUCAUAGCUGAAGGGCAUGCAAGAUCAAUUAAGGAUACAAAUCAGAAGUUUCAAAUUGGAUUGGAAGAGAAAAAUGGAAUUUCACGAAGCAGGGAGAGGAAAGCAGCAAAGACGUUGGGGAUCGUGAUGGGGGUUUUCCUAAUCUGCUGGUGUCCUUUCUUUGUCUGCACAGUUAUGGAUCCUUUUGUGGACUACACAAUCCCGCCAGCUUUGACUGAUGCAUUGAUUUGGUUUGGCUACUUGAACUCUACUUUUAAUCCAAUGGUUUAUUGUUUUUUCUAUCCCUGGUUCAGAAGGGCACUGAAGAUGAUUCUACUUGGUAAAAUUUUCCAAAAGGAUUCAUCCAGGUAUAAGUUAUUUUUAGAACCAAAUUCAUAGAAUUAUGAAUUUAACUCUUUUGCAAAAUCAUUAGUGAACAUAUUUAUGAACAUCACCAACCAUAUGCACCAACUGUGUGGAUCUUUGAUCAGUUAUUUGAGUCACAAUAUGUAUGGUGAUUAAAUGAAGAUCUUUAUUUGGGACAUAGUAGGUAUGAUUUUUGCUAUUCUUACUAUACAUGCUGAAGAUUUGCAGAUCCAGCAUUUAAAGGUCUAAAUUUUAAAGAACUUCUCUUGCCCUGUAUGAGCAGCCACAAGGUGACAGUGGCUCCCUAGUCAAUUGUUUAGUGGAAACUACAGGGCUACUGCUUUAUUUGAAGAUGAAAAUUAGGACCACAAAUGUGUCCUUCAUUCACCUGUAAAUAUAAAAAAAUUAAAAUACAUGACUUUUUGUAAAAUCAACUGAAAGAGCACAUUAAAUAGUGUUACUAAACAAUUGUCUACACCUAACUUGUCACUAAUCCUUAGUAAUACAUAUGCCAAUUCUUAAAUAGCAUCCUAUCUUUAAUUCCUAUUUUUAAUAUCUUAAAAAUAGGUUUUCUGACUUCCAUACUUGUAAAAAAAUUGAAAAUAGAGGAACAUAUAAAAAUAAAACUAAAAUGAAAAUAAAAAUAUCACCCAUAGUUCACUUCCUGGUAAGAAUCAUGUGAUUAAAAUUCUCAAAAACAUCGGUUUCAGUGGCUGUAUAAUGUUACUGACAUUAUAUACAGUGGCUGUAUAAUGUUACUGACAUUAAAUGCUGAACAUUUAAAUAGCUUACUUUUUUUUCCCCUAUAACAAAGUUAAAUGGAAUUUCUGUUUGUUGCCUGCUACUGAAGUUUAUGAAAAUGUUUGGAAGGAUUUACCAUAUUUCAUUAUGUCUGGCACAGUACGACCCAAAAUACAGGCUAUGCAGAAUCAAAAAAAUUCAGUGUUGGGUUGCAGGGGACACUGAAAAAGACAGGCAGUCUUCAAUUAAAGCAGCUAAACAUUAGAGAUAACAAGAGGGACAGCCAGGGCAGAUCUGCCAUACCAUAAAGAUGGCAUACACAAUAAGGAAAAAGAGGAGCAAAUACUGGUUACAAGAAAAAGCCCUAGUGGGAAGUGGGUAAACAUUUUAAAUUAUGAGCAUUGAUUUGCAACUGAGCUGUUUCACCAACAGACUCUUCCAUAAAAAUCUGUUCCAUAUUGAGUAGCACCAGGGAUUUGCAUUUAUUUAUCUAAUAAUAGGGACUUGUUCAGAUCAAUAUGCUAGAGUAAGGCAGCUAAUUUUAAAUGAAACUAAAAUGUGCAUUCUUGCACAUAAAUCUCUGUUCACAAAUCUGAUCAUCUCCUGAAGAGAUGUUAAAUCUUUCCAUCUAUUAUAGUCUGUUUUAGGACUAUAUAUUUUGUCUCAUUGAUCUGUCUGUAGACUUAUGUUCUAGUACUUUAAAAAAUAUUCUGGGUUACUUUUUAAUUAAUCUAGUAUACAGUAGGACAGUUUUCCCCAAUCACUCCUAUUUUCCAAAACUACGUUGACUUUUUUCACAUGUGAGAACCAUUUCAUCCAAUUUUUAAAAGGCAACAAAAGUAUUUAGAGAGCUGUCUAUGCUUUGUAGUAAGUUUCUGUGAUUUUCUUCAUUUGCUCCCAUAUAGUCCUCUUAAGAUUAUUUUUAGUCAUCUUAUUCUUUUGUGUAUGUUUUUGCCUAUUGUGAAUAAAUAUUUAAAAAUCA